AUGUCACAACAACUCUCCAAGCAAUUCUUCGAAGCCCAGUUUUAUUCCAAUCUGGCUGAAUGCCCAAUAGGAGAACCAGAAAGUCCAUUUGACCGAACACCUGACGAUGCCCUCAGUGCGAAAGUUGCGAGAGACGGUCAAAGUCGUCAACUUCUACAGCCAUCCGUCGGCAAAUGUGAAUCAGUUCUUUUAAACCCUGCACUGCCCAGUGGGCAAGAGAGCUCUGAGGUUGUAGCUCAGUUCGGUUUGCUCGUUUCUUGGUUCUCGGAAUAG
Protopolystoma xenopodis is the source of this 273-nucleotide messenger RNA. NCBI's taxonomy places the organism in Eukaryota, Metazoa, Platyhelminthes, Monogenea, Polystomatidea, Polystomatidae. The record is from the annotation of a GenBank genome assembly.